AUGUCAGCACCAUUGACGGAUGAGGAGACCACAGAGUACAGCCGAAUCAUUGACGGCAUCCUCGCCGCCGCCGACCUCCAGACAGUUACCAGGAAAAAGAUUCGCCAAGGACUAGAGGCUGCGAUUGAGAAGGAUCUGAGCGAUCAGAAAGAAGCAAUCAAGAAGCUCAUAGAAGCGCGUUUCGACGCCGUAUCCGCCAACAAUGCCGAUGCAACGCCUCCCGAAACGAAUGGUUAUUCUCCAGAGGAUGGAGGCGAGGAUGGAGGCGAGGAUGGAGAGAUCCAAGUCUCGCUGCAGCCGGCCAAGAAAAAGGUGAAGCGCGAGAGCUCCAGUGAGGAUGCUGACCGUCGCCUCGCCGCCGAACUUCAGGCUCAAGAGAACGCACUUUCAAGAGCCCGUGUCACGCGCGGAGCUGGCACCACGAAACCAAAAGCAAAGCCCAAGGCCAAGGCUGCCAAGAAUAAGAGCGCCAAACGCGUGAGGUCCGAUGAUGACAGCGAGGUCGAGGACGGCGAGGAAAAGCCAAAGAGAAAAGCCGGAGGAGGCUUUCAAAAGCCAUUUAAUCUCAGCGAGGCUCUUGCGGAUGUGUGUGGCGAGCCACAGUUGUCGCGCCCACAGGUGGUCAAGAAGCUCUGGGACCAUAUCAAAGCCAACGAGCUCCAGGACCCCAACGACAAACGCAACAUUAACUGUGACGAAAAGCUGAGGGCUGUCUUCAGGCAGGACAAGAUCAACAUGUUCUCCAUGAACAAGCUCUUGGGCAGCCAGCUCUACCCCAUCGAGGAGGCCUAG
Molecule: messenger RNA, 792 nt
Organism: Podospora anserina S mat+
Lineage: Eukaryota; Fungi; Ascomycota; Sordariomycetes; Sordariales; Podosporaceae
Exons: 4
Coding region: 1-792 (263 amino acids)
Biological process (GO): nucleolar large rRNA transcription by RNA polymerase I; transcription initiation at RNA polymerase I promoter
Cellular component (GO): nucleus; RNA polymerase I upstream activating factor complex
Molecular function (GO): RNA polymerase I cis-regulatory region sequence-specific DNA binding
Source: RefSeq, a predicted model, not a curated record